Molecule: messenger RNA, 8828 nt
Organism: Pimephales promelas (fathead minnow)
Lineage: Eukaryota; Metazoa; Chordata; Actinopteri; Cypriniformes; Leuciscidae
Gene: myo16
Product: myosin XVI
Biological process (GO): neuron projection morphogenesis; phosphatidylinositol 3-kinase/protein kinase B signal transduction; negative regulation of G1/S transition of mitotic cell cycle
Cellular component (GO): nucleoplasm; perinuclear region of cytoplasm; myosin complex
Molecular function (GO): protein phosphatase binding; actin filament binding; ATP binding
Source: RefSeq, a predicted model, not a curated record
GCGGCGCUACAAUAGCACGUGUGGUGGUCAUGGUCAUAGAGUGGCUCGAUUGAGUUGACGCGACUGCAGGAUGGAUAGAGAGAGAGCGUGAGCGGUUACCUUAUCCGCAGCUCCUCCUUCACUACUACCACAACCGCCUCUGCAACCUGAUCUCCCUUUAAUAAUGCACGGGGAGGUAAAGCGAAUUUCAGAGACCGGGCUCUGAAUGAUGUAUAGCGCCGGUUACUACAGCACCGUAUCGGAGAGCACGAACCUGUAGCUGUGUGAUCUGCGGAGAAAAAUGUCACACUAUCAUUUCAUCAAAUGCUGUUGUUUUCAGCUAUGUAACGUGUUCAGGCAGAACAUGGAGAUAGACCAGUGUCUGCUGGAGUCUCUGCCGUUGGGCCAGCGUCAGAGGCUGGUCAGACGCAUGCGUUGCGAGCAGCUGCGGGUCUACUACGAGCGUGAACGAACACUACAGAAACAAAGCUUCCCCAAGCCCCGGCCCACCAAUCGCAAAAAACAAAGGAUCAGCUUUACAGCUUCAGACGUCAUCCAGGAUGCCAUCAUACGACACGAUGACAAAGAGGUGCUGAGGCUGCUGAAGGAGGGAGCUGACCUGAACACAGUGAUUUCCUCAGGAGGAUCUCUGCUCCAUCUGUGUGCCCGCCAUGACAAUGUGUUCGCAGCAGAGAUUUUGAUAGAGAAGGGACUGAACGUCAACCUGCAGGAUGAGGACCUCUGGACCGCCCUGCAUGUGGCCUGCGCCUGUGAUCAUGCAGAUAUGGUGCUGCUGCUACUGCUGACUGGAGUCAACGUGCUCCUGCAGGAUGUGAACGGAAACAUUCCACUUGACUACGCCACUGAGGGGACGGAAACCAGCUACAUCCUCAUCAGACAUCUGGAGGAGAAUGGAGUGGACAUGAGCUCUAUGCACCAGAUGAAGACCCAGCGCUCAUCCACCAUGAUGUCUGACUUGAGGCAGCUGGUCAGCAGCGGGGGCAGCGUCAAUCAACAAAAUGAUGACGGGGUCACGCUGCUACACAUCGCCAGUGCCAGUGGUUAUAAGGAGGUGGUGUCAGUGCUGCUGGAGAACGGUGCAGAUGUCCAGGUGUUUGACAACAACUACUGGACACCCUUACAUCUGGCUGCAAAAUAUGGGCAGACCCACAUUGUGAACCAGCUGUUGAAGCACAAAGCAGAUCCAACUCUACUGAACUCCAACCAGGACAAGCCCUCAGACAUCGCUGCUACUGAGCAGAUUGCAGAUAUGCUGAUGAGAGGAGAGGAAUUCUGGGUACAGAGACAGACAGACCCCUCGUUCCCACCUCCACAAUCAGAAGAGCACUGCACAGAGGCCAACCAGGACAACAACCUGCCUGUAAAAAAACUAGCUACUAUGGCUCUACCCAUCUCUAGAAGGGACAGUUUGUUGGAGAAGGAGGCCAUGUUCAGGGACUCAGGAGGAGCUCUGACACAGCAGCCUUCACUUGAUAACGGGCUGGAUGGGCCGUAUCCCAGCACUGCAGGAAAACUGGAACAGGUUAAACUGAUGCCUCCUGCCCCUAACGAUGACCUUGCAUCCCUCAGCGAGCUCACGGACAGCAGCCUGCUCUACGAGAUGCAGAAGCGAUUCGCCAACGACCAGAUAUAUACCUACAUUGGACACAUUCUUCUACUCAUUAACCCUUACAAGGACCUUCCUAUCUACUCUAAUCUUGUCAGUCAGUUGUAUCUGAGCUCCAGUGGUCGUCUGUGUUCCUCUCUCCCGCCUCAUAUCUUCUCUUCAGCUGAGCGUGCUUAUCACAUGAUGCUGCAGGAGCGACGCCCACAGUGUUUCAUCAUCAGUGGAGAGAGUGGUUCUGGGAAGUCUGUGGCCUGUAAGCACAUCCUGAAACACUUGGCUGUUCGCUCAAGUCCCAAAGGCUUCGCUUUAGAGCCACGGAUGAAGCAUGUGAAUGUGAUCUUAGAAGCUUUUGGCCAUGCUAAGACUCAGAUGAACUCCUCAGCGAGCCGUUUCAUCAAGCUGAUCUCACUGCAGUACUGCGAGAAGAGGAAAACUCUGCUCCGAGGCCGUCUGUACACUUACAUGCUGGAGAAGUCGAGGGUUAUCUGCAUGCCACCGCAUCAGCAGAACUUCAACAUCUUCUACCUGAUGGCUGAGGGGCUUUCAGCAGAGGAGAAGAGUAAUCUAUAUCUAAACAACGUCUUAUCCCACAGAUGUCUCAGCACAGCGGCUCCCGGUGAAACUCCUACAGUAGCUACUGCAUGUCCUGAGAGCAGAGAGAAGCUCUCGGCCCUUAAACAGGCUCUGCGUGCGCUCGGCUUCAACAGACUGGAGGUGGAGAAUUUGUUUGUGGUCCUCUCUGCACUGCUGCAUUUGGGAGAUGUGCGCUUCACCGCCCUGACAGACGCUGACACUGCGUUUGUGUCCGACUUGCAGCUGCUAGACAGAGUGGCUGGGAUGUUGCAGGUGAGCUCUGAGGAUCUAGGCUCUGCCCUCACGUCUGAUGUCCAGUGUGUCAAAGGUGAUGUCAUAACAAGGCGCCACACAGUUGAAAUGUCCAACCAUCACAGAGACUUCCUGGCCAAAGCUCUGUACGGACGACUCUUCAGCUUCUUGGUCAAUAACAUUAACUUUUACCUCCAAGGCCAUGAAGAAAACACUGGAGAUCCUGCCCUUGAAAUAAGCAUAUUGGACAUCUUUGGCUUUGAGGAAUUCCAGCGCAAUGGUUAUGAACAGCUGUGCAUUAACAUGGUGAACGAGCGUAUCCGGCAGUACACAGCAGAGGUGCUCUUCCAGCAGGAGCAGCAGGAAUGUCUGCAGGAGGGGGUUGCCAUGGAGACGCUACGCUCCCUCGGCAACCAGACAGCGGUGCUGGACUUCUUCUUCCAGAAGCCUCAGGGUUUGCUGUGCAUCAUUGAUGAGGAGAGUCAGUCCCUCAGGCCAUGUGAAGUCAACCUUUAUAAGCGAGUGCAGAUACAGCUGGAUUCCUCCUGCACGGACGCCGUCUCCCUCACAACCAAGGAUGGCAAUGGGAACCCCCCACCCAAAGACCAGGGCCCAUCGUUUACUGUCAACCACUAUGCCGGCAAGAUGACCUACGACCUGACGGGCUCGCUGGACAAAAACAAGGAUGUUCUUCCCCAAAACAUCUUGUUUGUUAUGAAAACAAGCGAGAAUGUGCUCAUCCAUCAAAUGUUCCAGUGUAAGCUGACUCAAACGGGUUCAUUGGUUCCCCACCACCAGCGGAUGAAGCUUCGUGGGCCCAAAGGCACUUUGCUUAACAAGAGCAAUACACUAAAUCCUGCCAGAGAUGCCAAGAAAUAUGUGGAACUGAACAAGCUCCUGAAGAAGAAGGGAGCGACGUCCUUCUUGCAGAGGCUUGAGCGCUGUGGUCCAGUCACUUUGGCAGUGCAGCUCAGGAACUCUCUGUGUGAGAUUACCAGUAAACUGCAAGCAUGCACCCCCCACUUUGUUCAGUGCGUCAGGCCCAACAGUACCGGAAAGCCUGAUGUGUUUGACAGCUUCCACGUGUCCUCACAGCUCCAGUAUGUGGGGGUUCUGGAGAUGGUCCGCAUGAUCCGGUAUGGAUACCCGGUUCGACUUUCUUUCUCCAGCUUCCUGAGCAGAUACAGAGAGCUGGUGGACACUAUACUCACUGACAAGAAGAAAGCAUCCGCAGAGGAGAAGUGCCGCCACGUUCUGCAGCAUUGCAAACUCCAGGGUUGGCAGAUGGGCAACAGUAAGGUUUUCUUGAGAUACUGGCAAGCCGAUCACCUUAAUGACCGUUGCCAUCAACUGCACAGGAAGAUUAUUAUCUGUCAGAAAGUGGUGCGUGGCUGGUUGGCCAGACAGCAUGUGUGUCGCAAGCUCACUUCUCGGCAGCAGGAGCAGUGCAACGUCCACCGGUUCCUGCAGGGAGCAGAGGACUUGGGUAUGCGUGCUUAUGACAGCCUGGUCAUCCAAAACGCUGCAGAUAUCGCACGAGAAAAUGACCGCCUCCGGGGUCACGUCAGCGCUCCACCGCUGGGUGAGCGUCCAGAACCUGUGGGCAAAGAAGAAGACUCGCCGAAACGGGCUGUUGAAAAAAUUGGAAGGGUCAAUGAUGUGGCAGGCCGUGGGGGGAACCGACCACUCCGGCAUUUCCGCUCAAGUUCUGUGCCUCUCCCUCUGGUAAUGGACAGCUUGGUACACUCCAGUAUUGGAACAUCAAUCAAAGCAGCCCUUCAGCCUGCACCACACUCCACCGAAGAGGGGAAUGGAGGGAACCUCUCUUCCCCACGAAAACAACCUCCUCCCAAACCCAAACGAGACCCAAAUACACGUCUGAGUGCAUCGUAUGAAGCAGUGAGUGCAGGGCUGAGUAUUGCACCCAAAGACAGUCCUGCUGAGGGUCAAGCUUCUCCGUCUGGAAGCCCACCAAAAACCCAGCUUUCUCCUUCUGAUCCUCUCUCUAAACCACGGCCUCACAGUGAUGACUACAGCACCAUGAAGAAGAUCCCGCCCCCUAAGCCAAAACGUAGCCCUAAUACCAAACUGACGGGCUCCUACGAGGAGAUCUCUGUGCCCUCCCCAGUACGCCCCACAGACAUGAAACUUUUCAGCCUGGUACGAGGAGGCCACUGCUUGGGCCUCAUCCAGCGAGCAGCAUCUGCGGAUGGCGCCCAUUCUUCUGUACUAAGCCUCUACCCCUGCCAGGACGAGGAGGAUGUGUACAUUGAGAUGGUAGGGGCCUCACGAGCCCUCAGCCUGGCUGACUCCCACAGUCCAGAACUGAGCGAGGCAGUAUACGAGGAGAUGAAGUACUUCCCACCUGAUGAGGUGGGGUCAACUCAGGUGGUCAAGCCUGAAGCUGUCAAUCCCACCAUUACUAACCUACCUGCCCCAGUGCUGGAAGUCAAGAGGCCUGUCACCCUGAUGGAGUUCUCUGGCACACUCGGGGGAAAGCAGCUGGGCAAGGAUGGGGCAGCAUGUGACAUUCCAGCUCCUUUCCCCAACCUCCUUCCACACCGUCCCCCACUUCUUGUCUUCCCUCCGUCCCCUGUCACCUGCUCACCUGCCUCGGAUGAGUCCCCCCUUACCCCUCUUGAGGUGAAGAAGCUGCCGGUGUUCGAGACCAAUCUUAACUACACCAGCCAGGAUGGGGGCAGCCCGCUCUCACCCCAGUACAUCCGGCAAAGGGCUGAUUCUUCACCAAGUCUUUCUGUCUUAAUGCCAGACAAAUCCACGCCACCCUUGACUCCACCUCCCCCUCCUCCCCCUCCGGCAGUACUUCCACCUCCCUACCGUCCUCCUUCUCACUUCCCUUUCCCCCCUGAGACAAACUUCUUGUCCCUGACCCGUGCAGCUUCUCUGGCUAGCACAGAUUCCCCAAAAGUUUCCCAUAAAAUGGUGCACAGUCUGGCAGAGACGCCCCCAAGCAGUUCCAAGCCUCCGUUCUCCCCAGUGAAGACCUCACGGCCAGAGCCCCGCAGAGCUCACUCCUGCUCUUCCUCGCCUCUGCUCUUCAACCCUGCUAAUGGGAGAGCCCUCACUAGCCCCCUAGAUGAGCUUAACACCCUUUUCAGUUCAGGGCGCAACCUACUCCGCAAGUCCACCACAGGAAGAAAGAUCAGAGACAGCGGACUCUCAAAUUCCAACAUUAACCUGCCAGGUCGAGAGGAUCAAGGCCCAAUCUCUCCGUCGUCACAGUUACAGGAUAAAAACGCCAACAACCACACCUCUCCCAACUCUUCAAACCCGCCCCCCAUCGAGAACGGCAACCAGAUCUCCAAUGGUAAUGGCACAAGAGGAACCCUGGAAGACGAAGGGCAUCCAAAGUCAAAUGCAUCCAGCGCCUCGGCGUUACACAGGCACAUGGACAGCCACCACACUCAGGUGCUCCAGAGGUCACGUGCAUGUGGAGAUCAGCGGGCCACUCUGCAGGAAUUAAUGCGCUGGCGGAGGAGUGUUUGUGACGGUCGACCGGACUGGCAGAACGCUUGGCUUCACACAAACACUUCACCCACCCUAACGGUGAAGACCAAGAGUCCCAGAAAGAAAACAUCACCCUAGAGAUCACCCUGUGGUCUUCUUGGGUUAAACCUCAGUUAAACCCCAGUCCGUAGGCCUGAUGGCCAUAGGGGUGACAUCCUCUAAACAGAGCCAGACUCUGAACUUCAGAGAAGAGGGCAUCCCAAUUUGUUCUUGUUCCUCUCUUCACUUCUUUUGAAAGAAUCAAAGGUUCCUUGGACAAUUUUCUCCACACGUCUCUCAAACUAAUGACCAAUUGGGACCAAAUAACAUGCAGCCCCCAAAGACUACCAAUCUCUAUCCUGAAGAAACAAAGGGGACAUGGCUAUUAUGAAUCCCAUUUGCAGUGUCCUGAACUUCUCUCUGUCUGAAAGAUCAUCGCUUUGAUUGGAACUCAUCGACGCCAUAAUAGGCUGUGCAAACAAAUCUCAACUGUGCUACUGCGUGCUAUAGUCUACAUUGUGAGCCAUAUUUUAGUUUUAAACCCUGGUGCUGGUCGCUCCAUAUGUGGUUGUUGUUGCCUGGGUUGGGUAAAAAGUGCCAGUUCUGUUCCAACUCAAGCACUCGAUGCACAUGGACGCGACAGACCUUAAAGUUUACAAGACAAAAACUUUGUGUUGACCUCAUAGGCCUAGCUUUGUGAACAAAGUCCUCCUUCAGGUUCAGAAAAGCAACUACACCUCAUGCUUUUUCAGGUGCUUUGAUUACCCUCCAUCAGCGUUGGCAACCAUCACACACAGGUUGAGACCUUGUGAGGUCCUGGUUCAGGGAAAUGAUCAGUAACAAUUCCACAACAUGUCCAGCUUCUGGACUACAUUCAUCGUUCACUGUAUGCUAAUGUGCGCAAAAGAGAUUUCACAAGACAUAUAGUUGAUGAACCUUGGAGGCUCGAUUUAUAUCGAAUGGUUAAAGAGCACAAAUACACCUUUAGAUGAAACAAUCAUUACUGGUGGAUGAAUAUUACUGCCGAUUUGACUCAGACAACUCCCACAACAAGAUUUUGGACUUUUCCUCAAAGGUGCUUAUGUACGAAUGCUGGGUUGUAUGUAUCUGUACAAACAGCGCAUGAUCUUUGGUCCCCUCAAAGCUUCGGAAUAUUCUCUUGUAGUUCUUAGUGUGUGAAGGUAAACAGGUCUCAAGGCAUUUCAUUUAUCCAUAUAGUGUGCACGUACAGAUUUAUUACCUGAAAGAACAUGGGUAAAUAUUUUUGGACUUUUAACACUGGGUUCACACCAGGAGCCCCACCAUAAGCACAGCCAUGUACCUGACGUACACAGGUAUACGCUUUUCCGAGAAUGAGUAGAGCUUGACCUUCUGGUUCUGUUUGUCGUCACUAUGACUGAAUAGAUGGGUUAUGUACAGAUUGCAAAUGUUUUAUGAGUAUAUUGGCAAAUGAUUGUCUUUAUAAUGGAAAGUUAUUCCCAAAUGUUUAAGGGUGCAAUGACAGAAGGACUAAGGUGAUGGGUUUUAUAGUGUGAAUAUCAUUUUAGUACAGAAUGAUUGUUUAUUCAUGGUAAACUCUUUAGCCGUUCUCCAUCCACAUAGGACUGCGGUUAGUCUUUGAAAUGUAUAAAGAUAUUUAAUUUAUUGUACAGAACUUUUGUGUUUGUGCAAGUAUGUUUGAGUUGCAAUUUGCCGCUGUUUCGUUUAAGGUUCAUUAAGAGCGUCCCUUCAUGUCUGUUUACGUCCUGACUUGCUGAAAAAAAAGGUUCCCCAAAUGUUACACCUUAUUUCAACUCCUGACACAAUGAUUUAUGUUAAGUUCUUUCAAUAUUUAAAUGUCAAUCUUAAUAUUUAACAUACACUAAACCUGAGAAAACAGUGACUUAAUAUGUAUGGUCUACAUAACCAGUGUUGUUUAAUGAUUGUAUUGAACCAGUAGGCUACAUUAUUUUCAAUGUAAAACAUGAUCUAAAACUCACUCAAAAUAAUAAUGUAGAGGUGAUUUUUAAGACCCAGUCAUACUUUCUGGCUCGUUACAAACCGUUCUGAGAGCUUAUGUUUCGCUUAUCUUCUAACUCUUAUUUACCCAACUAAUGUGAAUACUCCCUUCCCCAUUCCAUUGGACGGUGGUUUAAGCAUCUUUCACUGCUGUGCAGUACUGCAGAUCAGAGACGCAUAUUAAAAUCACUGUGCAGGCCGGUGCUGAUGGAGACCGGAAAUCACUUCAUGGCUUUGCUCCACAGUUUUGGAAUGGCUGCUUUGCAUCGCUACUGCUUAACAGGGUUACGACACUAUUAUUUGAAACAUUAAUUUAUUGAAAAAAAAUGCUAUUUUAUGAAAUCUAGUAUUGACAUGCCAUCAAUACUACAAAAGCAAAAAGAAUGAAAAUAACUGUACAGUAUGAGCCCAUUUUUCUACUUUGUUGUUAAAAAGGGAACGUAUGUUAAAGCAUGAGAUCUCUCUUACUUACACACCCCAUCUGUCUGUUUUUCUGUACUUAGUCUGAUACAGUGUAGAGAUAUAGACUUCAUUGGAUCAUGCCCUUUGUCUUAACUGGUGCUGUGAAACCAUCCAGACAUGCUGUUAUGAACUUCUCACCGUCCAGCCCAACACGGCCUCGUUAUAAUGGACUUUUUGAUUUGAUAGCAAAAUAAUGGCCAGUAAUGGUUUAGUUAAGCUCAAUAUGUGGUGAAUAUCUCCCAGUGUUGUAGUCGAGACCAGCUCAUUCAAGUCCAAGUCAUGACCAUGACCAGAAUAGGGUUGAGUUUAAGACCAUGUUUUCUUGCUAAUCUUGUCUCGAUCUUGACUGUUUUCUGGUCUUGACUCAGACUGGAUGGUAUGGGUGGUGAUGGCGCAGUGGAUAAGACACAUGCCUUUGGUGUGAGAGACC